Histoplasma capsulatum G186AR is the source of this 621-nucleotide messenger RNA. RefSeq lists its product as uncharacterized. The transcript is spliced from 3 exons. Bases 1 to 621 code for a protein of 206 amino acids. The record is from RefSeq and is a predicted model, not a curated record. Lineage: Eukaryota; Fungi; Ascomycota; Eurotiomycetes; Onygenales; Ajellomycetaceae.
AUGGGGUCAAUGAUGGAAUGUCCUUCAUCUGUUUUAUUUCCAGUAGCGUACCGGCUGCUUGUGAUAGGGCCAACGUGGAAUGUAGACGGAGUUGACUUGGGCCCAGGCUUGUUUGGCCCAUGGUGUGAGAUCAAAUCGGAAUGUGUAUUUGCAAGUGCUUUGCUUGCCCGGACAAGGGAACCCAGAGUAGAACCAGGCAACACCAUGUUCUGUCAAUGGCAAUGGCGCUCUGUCGAACCAUACCCGCCGAUUCCUUUCCCAUUCAACGUCACAGGAACUGCUAUGAUCAAAGCCAGUUCUGCUAGGUUGCAAUUGAGUUAUGCCAGUGUAAGAGCCGGAGGACCUUUUUGCGAGGUCAGCAUGUCCAGGCAGCUUAAAGCAGCAAAAAGUGCCAUCACAUCCUCUUCCACACGCCAAUUCAGUGAGGGAAGACGAGACGAGGUAAAUGUUCGAGGGCUGCUCCGAGAGCACGGGUUUCCAGCAGUCGCCAUGCGACGGAGGAAUAUCACAGGCGAUGGACAACGUGCAAACAAACUCCAGGAACAGGAAGGGUUGUUGAAAGUUUAUCAUUCGCUCCGAAACUUACACAAGGAGGAGGAACUGACCAACGUAGCUGAUUAG